AUGGCCUCGUUGAACCUCUCCCAAAACGGACCUGCGAUCGCGAAUAGCUACCAGAAAAUCGUCAACGCCGCGCCUCCUGGCUCCAACUCGCCGACGUAUGGAAUAUGGGCUCUGUAUUCGGUCAAGGCACCGCUGGCCAACGCGUUUCAGGCAGACUCUAGCAAGGAGAGUGUUCUGUCUGUGCAGACGACGGGCGAGGGCGAAUUGGUGGAUCUCAUUGAAGACUUCUCGGACGGACGCAUUCAAUUCGCAUUCGUCAAAGUCAAGGACCCCAACACAACGCUGCCGAAGAACGUCCUUAUCGCGUGGUGCGGUGAGGGGGUGCCGGAAAGGACAAAGGGAUACUUCACCAGUCAUCUCAAUGCUGUCUCAAGGCUGCUGCACGGCUACCACAUUCAGGUCACGGCACGUUCGGAUCGUGAUCUGACGCCUGAGCUCAUCGUGAAGAAGGUGCAGGACUCAUCGGGCUCGAAGUACAGCGGGGGUGGGUCUGCCCCAUCGUCCGGUCCUCCGCCACCCACUAAAUCGAAACCGGUGCUCCCUACGAAGAGCUUCGGCGCUGCCGGUGGCUUCCAGGCGUUGRGUUCGCGCUCCAGGGCUCCUGCGCCUCAAGGUGCAGUGGACGACGAUGGAUGGGGCCAGGAUGCGCCGCCAGUUGCGCGAUCGCAACUGGAAAAGGUCGCGCCGGCAUACCAACCUACCAAGGUCAACAUGGCCGAACUGCAAAAUCAGCGACAGCCAUCCCAGUACCAGCCACCUCCGCGCCCUACCAACAGUUCGGCGGACGUGGUCAGUGGCGGUUAUCAGCCUAUAGGAAAAGUAGACAUUGCUGCGAUUAGGAAGCAGGCRCAGAAUGUGCAGGAUGACAGGCCGACUGUUGUCAAGGGCGCAUACGAGCCAAUUGGUAAGGUGGACAUCAACGAGAUCAGACGAAAGGCCCAGGGUGCUCCCGCGCCGGCACCACCACCAGCACAGACACGGUCCGCGGGAGAAGAUGGCGAGACACCUCAGUCCCUCGCAGACCGAUCUGCUGCGUUCCAGCAGGCCGGCAGAUUGGCAGAGCUGCCGAAGCCCAAGGUAGCCAACCGGUUCGGAGCCACUGCGAGCAAUUUCUCAGGCACCAAAGCCCCUGCACCUGGCGGUUUUCAGGCAAAACCUUUGGCCACGGCAGCGCCUGUGGGCACUGCAAGUAAGACUUUUGCCGACGAGGGCGGGAAGACACCUGCACAGUUGUGGGCGGAGAAGAAGGCACGAGAGCGCGGCGAUGCAGGGGCCGCGGACACUCAGCGACCCUCUAACACUGGAGAUAGGACAGCUUCGCCAAUUCAGAGCCAGCCGAGUGGUGCUUGGGCCAGCGGUUAUGAGGGAAAGAAGUGGGGUGUGCAGAUUCCGUCACGCACUGGCGGCAGCGGUAUCAGCGAGCAACAUACAGGUCAGGAUGAUAGCGAAGCUCAGGUCGGGCCUCCUAGCGGCGGGGUGGGGUCUAUUAGAGACAAAUUUGCUGGCGCAGCGCCGAUGGGAGCUGCUCGCAACGACACUGGGGAGGCACCGGAGCCCCCGGCGCUAGACACCUCCAGCAAACCGAAUGCGGGAGUUCGUGGCGUACCGAUGCCCGGGUUGCCUCCAAGAACGUCCGAUGUUCCUGCUGAGCAGCAUCAGCAAUUGCCACCGCCGCCACCUCGAGGAGUGCCAGACGAUGAGGAAGAAGAUGAAGAGCCAGAAUCAUACCCGCAGGGCUCUCCCGUCCGAAUUGCAAUGCCCGUUGGUCGCGGUGCGGACCCAAUCGAGCCAGCUGAGCAGCUGCCGCCCAGAGCCGUUCCAGCGUCACUUGCUCAAGUAGCCGACGAGCACCAAGAUCCGGAGCCAGAGCAACGCAUGCAAGCAAACGAUGACUCUCGGUUGGCAUCUCAGGAAGCUGCUAUCAGCACUUUUGGUCAUGCCGAGGACACGCGCGGUGCCGGAGAUGCGGGUGGUAAGGAGGCGAUCGCACAAUACGACUACACCAAGGAUGAGGCCAAUGAGAUUGAGCUGCAAGAAGGCGAGCGUAUUGUCAACAUUGAAAUGGUAGACGACGACUGGUGGAUUGGAGAGAACAGCAAGGGCGAAAAAGGCCUGUUUCCGAGCAACUAUGUCGAGCUAAUCGAGGGCGGUGCGGGUGCAGCUCCCCCAUCGCCACCUAUGGCCGGCCACGCAGCGCCUCAGCCAGCGGGUGCCCUGCCGACGGCGACUGCGGAAUACGAAUACGAAGCAGCAGAGGAAAACGAACUCAGUUUCCCGGAUGGCGCGACGAUCACGAAUGUGGAAUUCCCCGACGAGAACUGGUGGUCUGGUGAAUUCAACGGCAAGGCAGGUCUCUUCCCUGCAAACUACGUCAAGCUCAACGAGUAG
Ramularia collo-cygni is the source of this 2388-nucleotide messenger RNA. Its product is annotated as related to Drebrin F. Lineage: Eukaryota; Fungi; Ascomycota; Dothideomycetes; Mycosphaerellales; Mycosphaerellaceae. The record is from RefSeq and is a predicted model, not a curated record. Gene Ontology annotation, biological process: regulation of actin filament polymerization. The transcript is spliced from 2 exons. Gene Ontology annotation, cellular component: cortical actin cytoskeleton; plasma membrane; site of polarized growth. Gene Ontology annotation, molecular function: actin filament binding. The coding region runs from base 1 to 2388 and encodes 795 amino acids.